AGAAGAAGCAGGAAGUUGCUGAGCUGAGCUCCCGAUGACUUCCUGCGGUGAAGAUGGAGAUUCUUCAAGAGAACAAGAACAAGAGCGAUCCAGAACCCUGCAGAAUUAAACAAGAAGAUACCGAGGAACAGAUCGACCCGAUGGGAGCGAACGAAGUUGAGGCGAAACACCUCCAGCAUCGCUUCACCACCGGAGACAAGACGGGAGGAAAAAAUUAUUUCAUCUGCCCGCAGUGCGGAAAGAGCUUCCCGCACAAAGGAGACCUCAACAAACACGUGCGUAUCCACACCGGAGAGAGACCGUUCGCGUGCCUUCAGUGCGGAAAGAGCUUCACGCAGAAGGCCAACCUCAACAGACACCUGCGCGUCCACUCCGGCGAGAGACCCUUCACGUGUCCCCAGUGCGGACGGAGCUUCACCUCCACCAGCAUCCUCAAGCACCACCUGCGCUCGCACUCCGGCGUGAAGCCGUUCCGCUGCGACCAGUGCCACAAGGACUUCAUCCUCGCCAGGCUGCUGAAGAGACACCUGAAGAUGCACGCCAACCGGAAGCCGCACUUGUGCUCGUUCUGCGGCAAGAGCUUUUCGCGCCUGGGCUAUUUCGAGGAGCACCAGAAGAUGCACGUCGGCGGCAGGCCUCACCGGUGCUCCGAGUGCGGCAACGCGUUCAACACGGCCGAUUCCUUGAGGAGGCAUCGGAGGAUCCACACCGGGGAGAAGCCGUACGUCUGCUCGCGCUGCGGGAAGGCUUUCAUUCAGUCGGGGCAUCUGAGGGCUCACGAGAGGCUGCGUCGGUGGCGCGGCAUGCAGCGAGGCCGAGGAGACGCGCCCAAGGUGCCGCGUGAGCUUGCCGACGCCUGCGUGGUGAGCGGUCCGCCUCAAAAAUGCGCCUCGAGAUUGGGAUGA
Puntigrus tetrazona (Sumatra barb) is the source of this 905-nucleotide messenger RNA. RefSeq lists its product as uncharacterized. The record is from RefSeq and is a predicted model, not a curated record. Bases 54 to 905 code for a protein of 283 amino acids. Gene Ontology annotation, cellular component: nucleus. Gene Ontology annotation, biological process: regulation of transcription by RNA polymerase II. The transcript is spliced from 2 exons. Gene Ontology annotation, molecular function: DNA-binding transcription activator activity, RNA polymerase II-specific; RNA polymerase II cis-regulatory region sequence-specific DNA binding. Lineage: Eukaryota; Metazoa; Chordata; Actinopteri; Cypriniformes; Cyprinidae.